GCAAGCUGCAGAUGUACUUAUAGCAUACAUACCAAUGCAGCUGUUUAAGAUGGGACCCACUGUAAGAUAUUGAAACAGAUGUGUUGUGCAAAAGGUUUCUACAGAAGAACCCUCGCAACGCUGCUGGGAAAAAGUGGCUGGCCAUGAUAGCUGUGCCUUGUCCACUGCGUUGCUGUGGGUCCUGCGUUGUCCUCCUCCUGGUUUUGUCAGGGCCUGCUUGGCCACGCCUUGCCCAGGCCUUGUCAAAGUAUUGUCCGGUCUGUUUGUCCUGCUCGUCUGGGUUGUCCGCGUAUGUUUUUGUGUGGCUAGAAAUGCAACAGUGGUGCAGCAUUUCAUCCUCGGAUUUUUUCGUGACACAUAUAUAUCCUUUUUGUUUUGCCCAUGUGACCCAGGAAUCAGGAACUAUGGUUUUCAAAAAAUGCCGUUACCAAACAGCUGGAACCUAUAGGAACAUUGGAAUUCAAGGAGUUGACGCAAAAAAACACAUGCUGAAGAAAGAAGUUCCUUGGCCCAAUCUCCAUUUCUCCAUUUCUCCAUCUAAAUUCCUUGGCUCAAGGUCCAUGUACUCUUGGUGCCUGUACGUUUGGCUUCAGUCAUGGACAAGACCCUCUUGCAGAAAGAUGACGAGGGCAAGUUUAAUCCUGAGACCGGCCUUUCAGUACCUCAAGUAGCCAUUUGGAUGGUGUUCAUCACCAUUUUCAUGGACACACUGGCGGCUACUAUCUCAACUCCUGCAUUACCCUAUUAUGCCCGUUCCUUUCAUGUGAACAAUGCAGCUGUGGGCUAUUUAUAUGCAUCAUGGAGUUUCACAUCGGCAUUUUGCGCACCCCUUCUAGGUCAGCUUUCGGACAAAUGGGGAAGACGCACCAUUCUCCUCGCAUCUCUGUUGGGAGCGGGGCUCGCAAAUUUGGGCCAGGCACGUGCGGCAAGUUACUAUGAACUUCUUGCUUGGCGUGCUUUCUCUGGAGUUUGGGCUGCUGUGGGGAAUUCGGCUCAGGUCUACCUGAGUGAUGUUUGCUCGUCACUGGUCUUAGCAGAUUAUAUGUCAAAGCUUUCGGCGGUUCCCAGCCUUGCAAUGACUUUUGGCCCUGGUUUGGGAGGUGGUCUCUCAAAGUUUGGUUUGAAUAUCCCAGUCUUGGUUGAUGGGAUUUUGUCCUUGGCCGCUGCUGCCCUUUGCUGGGUUUACUUGCCGGAAUCACCUGCAUGGGCCUCGAAAAAAGCUGCAGAUGCUCAGCCCAAAGGUGACCAAAAGCAACCUCAAAAAAGUAUUCCUAGUAGCGUGUAUGUGCUUGCUAUUUCCGGUUUCUUUGGUGGAAUAAGUUUUGGAACGGCCGUGUCGAUGACCGCGAUCUUUCUGGAUGCAAAGCUUGAAUUUGACUCUCUCCACGUUGGUUUCACAUUUGUUCUCACAGCCAUUGCCACCUUGGCCACCAGCAUUUGGGGAACUGGAUCCGUGCAGAAGGCUGUUGGAUUGAAGAGUUGUGCAGUACUUGGAUCCAUUGUGAGCGGGAUUCUCACUAUCGGGAUGGCUUUAAUUCCCGGCAUAUGGCCUACUCUGGUUUUCAUGUGCCUGUCGCGGGCUGGCACCACCCUGCGCGCCGGAAGCAAUGGAACGAUCCUUGCUAACUUCACAGAUGCAUCGAACAGGGGAACCGUUUUUGCACAGCAGCAAUUUGCAAUGAACAUGGGGCGACUUGUUGGUCCAGUGGUUGCCGGUCACCUUGCAGUCACGGAUCCUGUGGUCCUUCCGAUGGUCUUCUCCGCAGCUUGCUCCAUCCUCUCCGGGUUGAUCCUCAUGGCUGUUGCAAUGCCGGAAGCUCCAAAACAGACUUCCCAAGCACUCCGAGGAUUUACUGAUCUUGGUAGUGAGUCUAUGCUUGAAUUGGAGUAUGGCAGUGCUCAAGAUUGCCAGGAAUUGGGCAAUUUCGUGGGAGAUUUGCUGUCAAAAAGGCGCUACCGUUGGAUUUCCAGAAAGAAGGCCAUUUAUUGUAUGCUGGACAACUUGCUUCCAGAACUUUCUGCAGACGCCGGCGAUCAUUUGGAGGAUUUGCAGCGACUCAUGAAGCAUGUCGAGCUGAUCCGAAAGGACUUUCAGUCCGUACAAAGCAGAGAUUGCUGAUGCGACGUGCUGCACGAUUGAUUCUACCAAGAUGUCAAUAGAAAGAAAAGGUGUCGCCACACAGGCUUCAUUGCUUCGGUGCUAUUGUGAUGACACGUGAUGACUAAACUACAGGUCCUUUGACUCUUUGAGCUUCAGCAUCAUGGUUGUAAGACGGA
Messenger RNA from Durusdinium trenchii, 2277 nucleotides. NCBI's taxonomy places the organism in Eukaryota, Dinophyceae, Suessiales, Symbiodiniaceae. The record is from the annotation of a GenBank genome assembly.